AUAUUGUAGGCAAAUAAAGGAGCCCUAUUGAUUAGUGGGAGUUGGGUGACGUCAAACUUGGUUGGUUUGUUGGCCAUGGUCAAACAGGAAGGUGAAUGCCAAUUCAAUAAAUACCGGAUGAACCGCGUGCCUGUUUCUCAUCUCAAAUUUUGGCACAUCGUUGACAUCCUCCGCUAGAAAUGAGCUCAUCUUAGUGGUGAUCAAGAUGGAUUACCAACAUGACUUCACCAUCCCAAAACGACGGGGAGAGGCAUUGAUUUAUCAUCGUCGGGGUCACAAUGUAGAUAAACCCUCGGCAGACAACCCAAGACACAGUUAGCCAAAAAUUCGGAGACUUGAUGAGGAAGGUGCAUUGGCCACCACCAACUUCGUCAAUAGCUACCAGAUUCACAUGGUGCUCUGUUACUCACUACCGACAUCCAGAGGCAUGUGUGUACAGUAGUGGCUAGUAGGUGGAUAAGUGAGUGAGUUAGCUCGUUAGUUAUUGACUCGCGGGUUGCCACCCCGACCAACCAACCAACCAACCAACCAACCACCAACAUUAACAACCAACGACCAACGAUCAACGGCGACUUCGACACUGACUUUAACUUCGACUCCGACUUCGACUGGAAUGGCCGAAUAAAUAAGCAGAGGUGCCAAGAGAGCUCGAAUCGAGUUCUUUCGCCCAUCCUUUUGCCAUUGGCCAUGAAAUAUGAGAGAGCACUUCGUUCAUCGACCGACCCACCGACAACCCACCACCGACCGACCACCGACCCACCAAAUAUCUAUCUAUUCGUCCAAGAAGCAAGUAAGCAACACACGGAUCAACAAGCCAGAUCCGACGGCACAAACCAACGUUAGACAGAGUACCGUAGCACCUUGAGUUAGUCACCAUAAUCAUUUUGGGGCCUGAGGAGGUGCGAGAAGUUCAGAAGUGUGCGGGUGUAUAUUGUGUUGUGCUCAUCAUGAAGUUUGUCCAAGUCCAAUGUAGUAUCAUCCUUUGGAUUUCGCUGAUCCUCGCCUCAUGCCAAUCCCAGGAUGUCACGACCAACGCUCCAGAAGAGAUCGUUGAGAUCACCACCAAUGGCGAGAUCAACGUGAAAUUACCCUCUUUGACGAUUCAGACUAGUUCCAUUCGUGUGGUGGAUGAUGUCAACGUCCUGCAAGUGAAUGGCAUUGGUUCCGUGCAAGAGGUUCAACUGGAGUCCGAGACCACUGAAACUCCAGAAGACUUGGCCUCGACUACUGAAGGUCUUGAGAUCGAAGAGACGACAAUCUUGGAAAGCUCGACUUCUGAGGCGUCAGCUCUUGCGACCGAUGAGGAAGAGACUAUCAGAGUCUCCGACAUUGCCCCUGAAGGUGUUUUGACGACUCUAGCCCCAUCCGUUCCUGAGAUAACUUCUUUGGAAAAUGUGGACCCGGUCGCUACUGAAAAGAAUGCUCAUGUUGAUGAGGAAGAAGAGCUUGCCACUACUGUGGAGCCUUUGUUUAAUGGUGACUCCACUACAAUCGAAGCCGAUGAAGGCACCACCUCGACUCCUGUACAAAUAAACGCUCAUUUAAACGACACAGCCAACACGGCCCACUCAUCUACACAGACUGAGAUCGUAGAAGAUGAGUCUCUCGAAGAGGCUGUUCCUGAAGGCGAACCGAUUGAGGAUGAAGUCAGUGAAUCCAUUGAAGAGCCGUCAAAUGACCUCGAGAGCGAUGACUCAACCUCGAAUGAGGAAGACACCAUCCCCGAGAAUCUUAGACCCAAAUUCCCUGCAGCCCAACCCAGAGCCAUUGGAAAGAUUGUGCCAUCUGUUCAAGACUUUGCCGAAAGGGUUAGGAAUGGCAAGCAAUUGCAGGAAGAUGGUACGACCAUUCAACCCGAAAUUGACGCUACUACCACUAGCACGGUUGCUGAUCAGGAGCUGGUUGUAAUCACGGAGCAACCUGCAGAAAUUGAAAUUGAGGCCACUACCUCGGACCCUGUUGUCAUUCAGGAGGAGCUAGAAGAUGUAACUCUAUCCUCUGCCUCCAACGACGAGGAGAUCGAAGUUACCCCCUCAAAUUCCGAAUCCUCCAUUGAGGAGACCGAAGAAGUAACUCAAUCAUCCAGUGAUGCCAAUGACCAGGAGGUCGAGGUAACCACAAUCAGUAUUGAACAAUCCAUUGGGGAGAUCGAAGAAGUGACUCAAACCCUCAAUGGCGUCACUGACGAGGAGCUUGAGGUUACCACAACCAAUUCUGAACUAUCCAUUGAGGAGAGCGAAGAAAUCAGUGUCAACUCCGACUCUCCGAUUGAGUUGACUGAUGAGGUACUCCCUAGUACUGAUGCCAGUAUUGAGGAGCCAGAGGUCACAACCACCACCUCUGAAGCCCUUAUGGAGCUCACCCAAGCCACAACUUUCAGAGCUCUUGUUGACCAAGAGGUGGAGAUUCCUGACUUAGUAGAGGAAGGUGAAGAAGUUUCCACCGAGGUAAGCGAUGCCAGUGAACCCAUCAAUGACGAACCAACCAUCCCCGAUGCUCAGCCAAUCGUGAUCGAAGAGGAGGAAGAGGAGGAAGAGCCCUCCAACCCUAGCCCUAUCGAAGAGAAUCUUCGUCCUCGGAUCACCUCUCAACCCGCUAUGAUUCAAUUCUUCACGGUGGGAGAGCCAUUCGUCCUGAUCUGCGAGGCCGAAUCUCAAACCGGAGAUGAGGUCAAGUACUCGUGGACUCGCAAUGGACACUUUCUCAGAGAAAACGACCCGGUCAACCAGAUCUACCGGGAGAGUCUCACCAAUGGCAAUCUUCUGUUCAUUUCGCCCAAGAUCCGAGACGUGGGCACUUAUCAAUGUGUGGCUGAGACGUUGGCGGGCAAGUCCUUCUCUCAAGCAUCCUUGCUGAUGGUUCAACGAGAAGCUGAGGCCAUAGCGUCCCGAUUAGUGGAUAACAAUGAGGUGGUCUUGGUGGACACUCGGGAGCCGCGCCAAGAGCGCGUGUUUGUGGUCAUGCCGGAGGAGGAAUAACAACGAUGAUAUUGGUUCGAAUCCAAAUGGGCCAUAUUUGAUCAUAUACUUCGUAUGAGAACUAUGUUGCCAUGUUUUCUGGGCAUUACUCGCGUUUUAAUGAGAUGUGGGAAAGUCUCAAAAUGAAGCUGUGACGUUGAAAAACGCAGCCACUUUUUAUUCAAUGCAUUUUCCACAACCAGUUGGUCAUAUUUAUACAGAGAUUCCUUAUCCUGAAAUACACGAUGACUCAAGAGGA
Messenger RNA from Tigriopus californicus, 3216 nucleotides. RefSeq names its product zonadhesin-like. The transcript has a single exon. NCBI's taxonomy places the organism in Eukaryota, Metazoa, Arthropoda, Copepoda, Harpacticoida, Harpacticidae. The coding region runs from base 948 to 2978 and encodes 676 amino acids. The record is from RefSeq and is a predicted model, not a curated record.